AUGGCUUUGAAAAAGGAUACUUCUCCUACCUUACCUAAACUGGACAAUAGAUGCUCCGAGGAGAAUUUGUUUACAUCUACUAACAAGUGUGAGGAGAUUCAUUUGCCACGGUUUUCAUUAAAGCAAGGGAUGAUCCCAACGUAUUAUGUUAUGCCUUGGAAAGAGAACAUGAAAUUCAGAAAUGUGAACCUGAAGCAAGCUAAAGCAUGUGGGAUUCAUACGGGCCCUCUAGAAGAUUCUCUGUUCUGGGGUCACAGCGAACGUCUUUGCCAUGGGGAAAAUCGUAAAGUUGUCCUGAACAAAGUCCCGCCAGAAGUAAAGAUUGCAGACAUGCCUUUGCAUUCGCCUCUCUCCAGAUUCCAGAGCACUGUGAUUUCCCACGGCUUCAGGAGGCGGCUUGUCUGA
Jaculus jaculus (lesser Egyptian jerboa) is the source of this 405-nucleotide messenger RNA. RefSeq names its product testis expressed 43 (gene Spmip10). The record is from RefSeq and is a predicted model, not a curated record. The transcript has 3 exons. Gene Ontology annotation, biological process: flagellated sperm motility. Bases 1 to 405 code for a protein of 134 amino acids. NCBI's taxonomy places the organism in Eukaryota, Metazoa, Chordata, Mammalia, Rodentia, Dipodidae.